AUGGCGACGAAGUAUUUCAGCCCCGAGGAGGAGGAGGAGGAGGAGGAGAUGGAGGGAGAAGGGGGAGGAGUAUGGGACGAUUGGCAAUCUGAUGAGGAGGACUCAUCGUCUCAUUACCUGUGCCUUUUUUGCGACUUAAGAUACGAUUCCACAGAAAGAUUGUUCGAGCACUGCAAAUUCGUACACUGUUUCGAUUUACUCGGCGUCAUUAGAGAUUUAAGGCUGGAUUUCUAUGGUUCGUUGAAGCUCAUCAAUUACAUUAGGUCUCAGGUUGCAAUGAACAAAUGCCGGAGUGGUUAUGUCUUAUUCAAAAACUUUACAUGUCUACAUGAUGCUGAUAACAUUAAAAAAGAUGGGAAAUUUCCAUGGGACGAGGAGUCAUAUUUAAAACCAUUCAUUAUUGAUGAUGCUUUGUUGCAUAGCUUUGCUAAUGAUGAAGAUGAGGACGAUUUUGAUCCACCAGUCACCGAAGAAUAUAUUCUGAGUGAACUGAUGAACGAUGGUCACAUUGCUCAAGUUUACCAUAGCAGCCAAGGUAUUUUAGAUGCUGAAAAUCCGCAGACUAGUGCUUGUCUUGAUAUUAGAAAGCAUGUAGCUGCUGAAGAAAAAGUGGCCAAUUUUUUUGAGAAAAGCAAAAGCAAUGGCAUCUGUGGAGGGAGUUUCAAUGGAGAAUCACAUCAAAAGCAGAAGGAUUGUCAGCUUAAGGUUUCUUUUGCUAAUGUAGUUGCCAGAGAAAUAAGAAAUGUUAACGACAAUUAUUUUGGUUCUUAUGCUUCUUUUGGCAUUCACAAGGAGAUGAUUAGUGACAAGGUGAGAACAGAGGCAUACAGAAUUGCAAUUUUGAAUAAUCCUUCCUUGCUUAAUCAAGCAACUGUUAUGGAUGUUGGUUGUGGUACAGGAAUUUUAAGUUUAUUUGCAGCUCAAGCUGGGGCUUCAACGGUGGUUGCAGUUGAGGCAAGCUUGAAGAUGGCUGCCAUAGCUACUCAGAUUGCCAAAGACAAUGGAUAUUUGUAUGAGGAAAACAAUAAAGGCGAGAAAGAUGAAGACAACCAUUGUUCUGGUGUGAUCCAUGUUGUUCAAACUAUGGUCGAAGAACUUGACAAAUUCAAGAAGAUAACCCCACAUAGUGUUGAUGUGUUAGUGAGUGAGUGGAUGGGAUAUUGCCUUCUGUAUGAGUCAAUGCUCAGUUCUGUUCUUUAUGCUCGUGAUUACUGGCUAAAGCCUGGUGGUGCUAUCCUACCGGACACUGCUACUAUUCUUGUUGCUGGAUUCGGAAGAGGUGGAACCAGCUUACCGUUUUGGGAAAAUGUGUAUGGUUUCAAUAUGACUUGCAUUGGCAAGGAAGUUAUGGAGGAUGCUUCCUGCUCCCCCAUCAUUGACGUCAUGAAUAGUAAAGACAUUGUGACAGAAUCUGCUGUUCUUCAGACUUUUGAUCUGACAACCAUGAAACCUGAUGAGGUGGAUUUCACUGCAAGAUGUGAGCUGGUACUGAAACCCAGCCCCGAAGAAGCUUCAGCUACUGAAGAACCCAUUAUAUGCUGGUGCUAUGGUAUAGUUCUGUGGUUUGAGACUGGUUUCACUAGCAGAUUCUGCAAGGAAAUGCCGACGGUUCUCUCCACAUCUCCGUAUUUGCCGAAGACUCAUUGGUCUCAGACCAUUUUUACAUUUCAAGAGCCAGUUGCCAUGGCAUCUGCCAAAUCCAAAUCGGAAUAUGAUGGACUUGUUGGCACGGAACGGUGCCCUGCAGUGAGAAUUAGCUCUCGCAUCAGCAUUGCUCGAUCUUCGGUGCACCGAAGCUUAGAUAUAUCCAUGGAGACUACUGGAAUCAGCCUGGAUGGGAGGAAGCGUAGUUGGCCUGUUCAGAUCUUUGAUCUUUGAUAUCUCAUCUCAGGAUUUUUAGAAAUUUUUUAUCAUUAUUAUUUCCAUCGAACUGGUGAGAUGGACGUCUGCUCCGGCUUGUAUUGCUAGCUUGGCUGCUUUCAUUUUUCUGUCUUGUUUGUAAGGUUUGGUUUGGGUUGGCUUUCUUACUGCUUCUUCUUAAAGUAAUUUUUUAUUAUAAAAGUUAUUUUUUUUAUUAAAAAAUUAUUUUAAGAAGCAGUAAAAUAGCCGUUUCAAAUGAAUUAUAACUCUGUCAAGUUUGACUGUAUGUAUUUCAAGGAAAAAAAGACUUAUUUAAGUGUAACAUUAUUUUGCCAUCCUAUAGAUUGUGUUUGGCUGGUGGUGAAAGAAAGGAAACGAAAUUCAGUGUAAAUUAUUGCU
Molecule: messenger RNA, 2259 nt
Organism: Dendrobium catenatum
Lineage: Eukaryota; Viridiplantae; Streptophyta; Magnoliopsida; Asparagales; Orchidaceae
Product: probable protein arginine N-methyltransferase 3
Exons: 7
Coding region: 1-1878 (625 amino acids)
Biological process (GO): peptidyl-arginine methylation
Molecular function (GO): protein-arginine N-methyltransferase activity
Source: RefSeq, a predicted model, not a curated record